Messenger RNA from Ictalurus punctatus (channel catfish), 1483 nucleotides. RefSeq names its product RWD domain containing 2B (gene rwdd2b). NCBI's taxonomy places the organism in Eukaryota, Metazoa, Chordata, Actinopteri, Siluriformes, Ictaluridae. The transcript has 4 exons. Gene Ontology annotation, molecular function: protein binding. Bases 498 to 1364 code for a protein of 288 amino acids. The record is from RefSeq and is a predicted model, not a curated record.
CUAUAGCUGAAACACCUAGCGCCGACUAAUAAAAAAAAACUCCGCAUCCUAUAGCUCAAAAUUCUGAAAAUAUUAUUUGUGAUAUUAUGAACCGCUCCAAAUUAUGAACCGCAGACUAUACUUGGUGUUAUUUAAACGUUUAAUUGACGUAAGAGCUCAAUAAUUUGUCGGUAAUCUAGUGUUAGUUUGAUAUUUAAAGUACGUUUUGUGACCGGAAGUAGUGACCGUAGUUGUAGUUAGCGUAAUAGAUGACUGACUGCGCAUGCGCAAGACAAUAUUUUCGUACAAGCGUGAUUAUAUACAGAACACCCGUUUAGGUUUGUGUUGUUUGGACAUAUUAAACGAUUUAAAGAUGCUGGUGUUGUGUUUAUGAGAGUUAUAUGACACAACAUGGUGGUGGUGUUUGAUUCUUCUGUCUGUCCCACAUUUAGCAGUGAGAGAUCAGAUUAUAUCUCUGCAGUAUCUGCAGUAUAGACUGCAGUUGAGUGUCAGGAUAAAUGGAUCAGACUGAGCACGCAGAGGCUCAGCUGGCUGAAGUUGAGCUGCUGUUGAGUAUGUUCCCCAGCCAGGAGGAGCUGGAGGUGGAGCAGAUUGCGUAUGCAGAGCUCAGGGCUUAUGUGGAGGGAGCAGCGGACUGUCCACCAAACACCAGACCUGAACUUUGUGUCAAGAUCCGGACACACACUGGGGUGGACGUUUCGCUCUCGUGCACGUACCCGUCCGACUAUCCAGCAGUGCCGCCUGAGAUCGUAGUCAGUGCAAUGUGUCGCAGAUGCGGCGCGUUGAGCCGGGCGCAGCACGCCCGCAUCGUCUCCGAUCUGCGCUCGUACCUGCGCGAGAGCUGCACAGGCGACGUGUGCGUGCUGUCCGCCGUCGACUGGGUCAGAGAUCACACGCACAAAUACCUCGAGGAGGAGGACGACAGCACGAAGGGGGCGGCAGAAACGCAGUGCACCGAGACCUUCACCAGACUGUGGAUCUACAGCCAUCACAUCUACAACAAGAGCAAGAGGAAGAACAUCCUGGAGUGGGCCAAAGAGCUGCAGCUGAGCGGCUUCAGCAUGCCAGGGAAGCCCGGGGUCGUCUGUGUGGAGGGUCUCCAGGCCGCCUGUGAGGAAUUCUGGGCAAGGGUGAAGGUCCUGACCUGGAAGCGCAUCAUGAUCCGUCACAGAGAGGACAUCCCACUGGGUCCAGCCGGUCAGAGCGCGGAGUCGCUGCGCCGGUUCGACGGCUUCGAGGAGACCGCGUUCGAUCCUCACGGGAACAGAGGGAACCACAUGGACCUCGGGCAGCUCUUCCAGUUCCUCAGCGAGCGAGGCUGCGGCCAAAUCUUCCAGCUCUACUUCGGAGUCGAAGGGAGAUGAGCGAGGACUCUCCAUAACACGCAGGUUUUACAAGAGUAUGUGUGUGAUGAAUGAUGAAGCGCUUCGGUUUUUAAGCACGACGCCAUUUCCAUGUCAUACAGAAUAAACGGUUAUAUAUA